AUGGAGAAUGGAGCGGCGUCGCAGCGCGGUCAUCGCCAGAGCGGCGAGCACCAGAACCAGCAGCUAAGCGCUGCACCAGGGAAUGCUACUUCUAUCGCUCGAUCCAUGUCUCGCUACCGGAGGCGGGCGCAUAGCGUUACUGUCAACGACAAUGCAACCCCAAAAAUUAAUCCCGAUCCACUAUCCCCAUGGGAACCUCCGAGAGUCCCCCCUGUGCCAGCUGUACCACGCCAGUCGAGAGCAGCCAGCUUAUCACAAAAGCAGAAUGGCGCCCCGGCCAAAUCCUUACUCGACUCUCCUCCGCAGCAUCAGCUGCGCCAUACUGACACGGUGCGCCUACACACAUUGCGACGAACCAUGACGGAUCACCAGAGUCGUCCCGGCACCGCGAAAACCGGGAAAAACGAGGAGAGCCCAUGGCGGAAACUGGCGAGUCGGGACGGGCGACAGAAGAGACUAGAUGGCGAGGGAGACGACGAGGCUGCCAGGCGCGAAGCCGCCCGCCUGGAAGCCGAAAGCUACCGACUACUAGCUGAGCAGAAGAGGAAGGAUUUGGAAAGGCUCGAGCUCGAGCUGGUCAACAGCAAAAAAGCCGCAAUCCAGUCGCCGGUGCACAAACCGAGGAGUCCCGUGGUCGAAAAGUUUGUUCUUCUAACCAAGGGCCGGAAGAAUAAAGACGGGAUGUCCCCUAAGCUACCCCCCGGACUCUCACCCACGGUUACAGUCGAGAACAUCGAGUCGGCAAAAAAGCGCCCGAUCGGUAUAGAGUCCGGUGGUAGAGGUGCAGUGCCUCAAACGGAUGCGCCGAUAUCUGCGAUCAACGCAGGAGACCGGAAUGUCGCGGUCCGCUUCCGGCAACAUACACUCAACCUAGAGGUCACACCCGACACGACAUCGGACGACCUGAUAAUCCUAGCCUCGGCGGAGAUGUCUCAUAACGGCAUUAGCCCGGAACACUACGUUAUCGUGGAAACUUAUGCCGCGUUAGGCCUGGAACGCCGCCUACGACGUUACGAACGCAUCCGAGACGUUAUGAAUUCGUGGGACCGGGACACGCAGAAUCAGUUGACUAUAACGACGUCUAAUUCCGAGGAGGAGAAGUGGGAGCUCGAUAUUAGCUCGGUCCCGGGUAAGAAUGAGCCGCCUCAGGGUUUUCAACUGAGCAUGUAUCACUCAAAUCGCCCCGGGAAGUGGAACAAGAGAUGGAUCACCCUCCUCGAAAACGGGCAGAUACUUUCCGCGAAAAAGCCGAAUGGGAGCUCAAUUGAUAAAGAUAGGGUGAGCUUGUGCCGCAUGUCAGACUACGACGUCUACACACCUACGGAAUCCCAAUUGCGGAGACAUAUCAAGCCUCCGAAGCGAUAUUGCUUCGCGGUAAAGAGCCAGCAGAAGACUACGGUAUUUAUGAACACGGACAAUUACGUCCAGUACUUCUCGACUGACGAUCCCGGGAUCGCGGCUCAAUUUAGGGGAGCAGUGCAGGGGUGGCGCGGCUGGUACCUUGUAGAUCGCCGACCGGAAGCGCUGAAAGCUUUGAAGGUCUCGACCCGUGAUCAUGCGGACGACAACCCGCCUCAGAUCACGUCUCCAACUAGCCACGCACCAAAGAAGUCGACGAAUGUCGCUUCGAUGAACGGUCACCAUCUCCAGGUGUCGGUCGACGAGACACCAUAUGCACUAGGCCAGUUCGAGCCGCUUCUCGACAUGAGGCGCUUCGAUAAGCGUCUAUCUCAGUUCGGCCAGGACUUCUUGCCAUCGGUACCGGACGUGUCGACGAUGCCGAAGCAAUUUCCAGCGCACCUGGUUUCCGAUGCGAAUAACGGCUACAGCAGCCAGAGGCUAAUAGAUACCGUCAAGUCGACUAGCAACGACGGCUUCACUGGAAGCGGCCUAUUAGGUCAAGGAUACCGAGACCGCAAGCAAUCUAUAACGGAAGGGGAUAGAUCUCUAGGCAGAGGAGGGAGAAGUUCUAAGGAUGCCGGGUUCACCGACGGACCCUCGCUCUUGAACGGAAUGCCCGAGCCGGAAACGCCAGCCUACAAACCCGAGUCCCCCUCGUGGUUCCCAUCGGCUCUCGAGCAUUCUGCAAGACAACGCACUUUCGAUACGUCGUCCUUAUCGGGGAGGCCGAGCACCUCGGCCGGCGUGAUGCACACAAACCACACGCGGAGACCGUCAUUCUCCUCGUCUUCCCGACCUCCGCUACCCUCUCUCGGCCGCAGGCCGUCGGCGCACGAGCGCUCGUACCCCCCCUCGUCGCCGUCGGCCGGGCUCUCGCACCAGAACCGCCGCGAGCGGCCGCGGCCCCUGGUCAAUCUGGAGUCCACCUUCCAGGAGGCGCCGCAAUGGUCGAAGGAGAAAUUCGGCCACGGCGUGAGGGCGCCCGAGGGCACCCACCACCUCGUCGACCUCAUCAGCGAAUCCACUCCCGUCAAGCCUGCCCGCGUCGACCCGGAGCUCCCGCCGCGGAGCGCGCUGCGCCGCGUCCCGAACUCGGCGCCCCUGCCGAGCCUCUCCAGGACGCGGAGCAAAACCGCCGGGGCCCCGCCCCCCGCUAGGCUGUCGGAGGACACGCCCCCCGUCCCGACCCUGCCCGCGGGGCGUCUCUCCGGCGACGUAUGGAAGUCGUCGCACCCCCCGCAGCCGCGCGGCAGGGACCGAGAAAGAGAAACGGAUAGAGAAGGGAGGGGGCGGGAGCACAGAGAGAGAGAGGGCAGCUACAAUUCGGUGCCCGGCAGGGUGGGCACGCUCCGGGUGGUAUAACAACACCGAUAUCCGACUGUCUUAUCAUCAACGGCCGACCGACCUAUUAUUCCUUUCACGUCGCAGCAAGACGCACCACAGGGUUACCAAGUACGUUUUUUUUGUAAUCACACCAAGCCAAUUUUUCUCGACGAAAAACGGCACGGGCGGCGGAGUCCCGGGGAGGGGGAGGGGGCCAGGGGCCAGGGGCCAGCAUAGCGGGAGAUUCGAGUAUUUAACGUUAACCGGCAUGUUUUCUUGUUUUAUGUACCUGUACCUGUAGUUUCGGAUGAGGGAAGUGAGUCGAGUAAGCUAGGAAAUAUCCACGUUGGUAUCGAUUUGCAUGGUUUCGCCCCGCGACCGAGACGCGGGGAAGGGGAAGGGGGGAGGAUCGAUCUCGUCGAAGGCCAUCGGCACGUGGUGGAAAACUCUUGAAACCGC
This is a messenger RNA of Durotheca rogersii, 3183 nucleotides long. RefSeq lists its product as uncharacterized. The coding region runs from base 1 to 2763 and encodes 920 amino acids. Lineage: Eukaryota; Fungi; Ascomycota; Sordariomycetes; Xylariales; Xylariaceae. The record is from RefSeq and is a predicted model, not a curated record. The transcript is spliced from 2 exons.